Molecule: messenger RNA, 3730 nt
Organism: Cololabis saira (Pacific saury)
Lineage: Eukaryota; Metazoa; Chordata; Actinopteri; Beloniformes; Belonidae
Gene: chd1l
Product: chromodomain helicase DNA binding protein 1-like
Exons: 25
Coding region: 82-3165 (1027 amino acids)
Biological process (GO): chromatin remodeling; DNA repair
Cellular component (GO): nucleus
Molecular function (GO): DNA helicase activity; ATP binding; ATP-dependent chromatin remodeler activity
Source: RefSeq, a predicted model, not a curated record
CAGGAAGUCUCUGCUCUCUCGUCUCUGCGCGGCUUCACCGGAGUAACUUUUGUACCACACUGAUCCUUUCUGUCUGGAAGCAUGACUGACUUUCUGAGAAAGAUAAAAAGCAGCAUAGCAGAGAAGAAGAAGACGGCCGUUGUUCAGGGCGACGUGCAGAAGUGGGGUUUGAGAGGGAUCCAGCUGAGGGACUACCAGCUGGACGGGGUGCAGUGGUUGAUCCAGUGUCUCAACAACCAGCAGGGAUGUAUCCUAGGAGAUGAGAUGGGUCUGGGCAAAACCUGCCAGACCAUCUCUCUGCUGGUGCACAUGUCAGGAGCUCUCGGGGUCAAGGGUCCGUUCCUGGUGCUGAGCCCGCUCUCUGUCCUGGAGAAUUGGAGAAAGGAGCUGGAAAGCGUUGCUCCUUCUCUGACUGUGCUGUGCUACAAAGGAGACAAAGGGAGACGAGCUGAGAUUCAGAGGGAGACAAACACACAGCACGUCCAGGUUCUGCUCACCACAUAUGAGCUCUGCCUCAAAGAUGCUUUUUUCUUGAAAAGGUGGAAAUGGAAGGUGCUUGUGGUCGACGAAGCUCACAGGCUGAAAAAUCUGAAGUCGCUAUUGCACGAAACCCUGACAGAGUUCUCAGUCGGGUUCAGAGUCCUGCUAACUGGCACUCCCAUUCAGAACAACCUGCAGGAGCUUUACUCCCUGCUGAGCUUCAUUCAGCCCAGCAUCUUUGCAGCGGGGGACGUGGACCGCUUCGUCGACACUUACUCCAACGUACAAAGUCAACCCGCUCUCGCUGCUGAGCUGCAGAACGUCUUGGAGCCUUUCCUGCUCCGCCGAGUUAAGUCGGAGGUGGCUGUGGAUCUGCCCAAGAAGACGGAGCUGCUGGUGUACCACGGCAUGUCGGCUCUGCAGAAGAAAUACUACAAAGCAGUUCUGAUGAAGGAUCUCGAUGUUUUUGGAAAUGAGCAAGGCAGCAAGAACCGGCUGUUGAACAUCUUGAUGAACCUUAGAAAGUGUGUUGACCACCCGUACCUGUUUAAUGGAGUGGAACCAGAGCCCUUUGAGAUGGGAGAGCAUCUCAUUGAAGCCAGUGGAAAACUUUGCCUUCUGGACAGCAUGCUGGGCUUUCUGCAGAAAGGCGGCCACAGAGUCCUGCUCUUCUCCCAGAUGACGAGGAUGCUGGAUAUUCUUCAGGACUACAUGGAGCACAGAGGUUAUAGCUAUGAACGUCUGGAUGGGUCUGUCCGAGGAGAAGAACGAAAUCUAGCAGUGAAGAACUUCAGCAGCAAGGACAUCUUUGUCUUUCUUCUCAGCACCAAAGCAGGGGGAGUGGGCAUGAACCUAACAGCAGCUGACACUGUCAUUUUUGUGGACAGUGACUUCAACCCUCAAAAUGACUUGCAGGCUGCGGCGCGCUGCCAUCGGAUCGGUCAGAACAGGCCUGUGAAAGUGAUUCGGCUGCUAGCGAGAGACACUGUGGAGGAGAUAAUGUACUCCCGCGCUGCGUCCAAGCUGCAGCUAACUCACGCUGUUAUUGAGGAAGGACGCUUCUCUCUGCUGGAUCAGGCUCAGUCAGCUGCUGCGGGACUGCAGCUCAGUGAGAUCCUGAAGUUUGGGAUAGAUAAGCUUCUGUCAUCAGAUGAAAGUUCGGUACAGGAAGUAAAGCUGGAGAAGAUCCUCGGCCCGUCACUUGACGGUCACUGGGUGGAUGAUGAGGAUUUCUCACCACUCGAAGAAGAAGAAGAGGAGGAGGAGGAGGAGGCCGGGUCUGACUCAGACGGGCAGAACCACAUGUACUUCUUCGAGGGGAAAGACUACAGUAAAGACCCGAGCGCUGACGACCAGAAGAGCUUUGAUCGUCUGCUGGAGGAGCGGCUGAGCGAGUUUCAGAGAGCGGCGGGAGAGGGACGAGCUCUACGCCACAAAGCCGGAGUUUCACUUUCACUAGGACUUGGGAUUCCAGGAAGGAAAAGGAAACCUCUGACUCAAGCAGAUUUGGAGCACAGGCGGCAAAGGAGGGAAGAAGCUGCAGCAAAAAGAGCCAAGAUGAAGGAGGACCUGAAGAAGAAGCAGCAAGAGCAAAAGCACAAGAAGAAAAUGGCAUGGUGGGAAUCUUGCGGCUACAAGUCACGCUGCCUGCUGGCUGUAGACAGUGAAGAAGAGGAGGAAGAGGAAGAUGACAGCAGCGUAUGCUCAGCAGACUCAAACAGCAUGGAUAUCCACUACGUUCUGGGGGAUGUUACUCACCCACACGCUGCCCAGGAAGAUGCUAUCAUUGUCCACUGUGUUGAUGACUCAGGAAAGUGGGGCAGAGGAGGCCUUUUCACAGCCCUGGAGGUGAGAUCAGGUGAACCGCGGAAACAGUACGAGCUGGCUGGCAAGAUGAAAGUAUUUCUUUCAGAUUUGGACCUUGGAAAAGUGCUGCUCUUCCCCAUUGAUGACAAACAAUCCAGACUUGAUGGCCAAGAUCAAUUGGCGCUGAUCGUGGCCCAGCAGAGAGACAGGAGCAACAACCUGUCCGGGAUCUUUCUAACCGCUCUGGAUGAAGGUCUGAAGAAGAUCUAUGUGGCAGCAAAGAAAUGCAAAGCAAGUGUUCAUCUUCCUCGCAUCGGCCACUCCACCAAAGGUUUCAACUGGUACGGCACUGAGAGGCUCAUCAGGAAACAUCUGUCUUCCAGAGGCGUCGCUACCUUCAUAUACUAUCACAGCAGACAUGUCAAGAACGCAGCUACGCCUCAGACAUCGACGCCUGUAACUGCAUCUGCGGCAGCUCCUGUUCCAGCGCUGCUGAAGUCAGGUGAGGCGUCAGAUGAGGCGUCGGGUGAGGAUGAGGACAAAGCGGCGGGCCCCUCGGCUCUGCUCCAGACCAGGGGCCCUGCAGAGCUCCCCAGUUUCAUGAAGGGAGUUUCUGUGUUUUUCUACAACCUUCCUGCAACAGAGAAGAAAAGACUGGGCCGCUACCUCGUCACAUAUGAUGGAGAGGAGGAGGACAUCAUGAGUGCAAACGUUACCCACAUCGUGGCAGAAGUGGACAACCACAUCCACACAAAGCAGGAGCUGCAGGAUGUGGUGCGUCGGUACGGCGAGGCUGUUCCUGUGCAGAAGGCGUGGCUGGAGUCCUGCUUCUCCAGACAGCAGAGAGUGGACUCUGCACCGUUCCUGCAUCAGCUCUGAAACCCCAGAGCACAAGGACACAACUUUGUUAUGUCCUAAGCCUGGAUGAUCUUGUGAGGCUGCUGGACAAACACUAAAUUAUAAAUUAAAAACUGUUAAUUAUGGUUUUAUAUGUGAAGUGGAAUAAGCAGCUAAUACAGAAACAAUAUUCACACUGCGGUGUUGGAGGCCAGUGUUGAUGCUUUGUGCUCGGUCACAGUUUAAUGAUGCAGCUGAUCUGAAACACGUGUGUCAGGUGUGUUUGUGGGCGCGCCUCCCCCUGCUCGCGGCAGGAAGGGCAUCCGGCAUAAAACUGGGCCAAAUCGAUGUGCGGACUGUGAUCGACUGUGGUGACCCCUCCAAGAGGGAUUAAGCCGAAAUGGUUUAUGAUGAUGUAACUAAUCAGUGGCAAUUGAUUAUUUGAGAAUGUUUCAGAGAAUUUCAAGAGGGCACAAACAUUAAUUUUAGGGGUAUGUUAUGUAUGAAGAGAACCAUCAAAAAUAUUGGUUAAUGAUGGUGCACAGUCAAAUAAAAUGUGCAGACUUGCCCCACUGGCAGCCCAGCCAUAAUAAAACGUUUACAUGUU